AUGAUUGAAGGUAGUGGUAGUAAAACUCCAAAGAGAAACUCUGAUGAAAUUUCAGUCAAGAGUUUAAGUAUUCAUGAAGCCAAUACAUUAUCAUCUGAACAUGAACAUGAAAGUGGAAAUGAAGAAUUAACCCUCAGUCAAAUUGUUAUUAGAUCAGACUUUGCCAAUGAAUCCUCUGAAAGACAAUCAAAGAUCAUUUUGGAUAGAUUCAAUCAAGGUAUUGGUAAAAACUCUGCAUUUACAGAUUCACCAGCACUUGGUCGUGGUCUUUCACGUGUUGAUGUUAGUUAUUUUGUUAUGGGUCAUCGUAAUCAAGUUGCAGAGUUAUAUGAUCCACGUGGUCAACGUUUCAGUACUGUAUUAACACCAGAUCCAACUGUUAACAUUAAAUACGUUGGUCCAGUUUCAAAGACUGCACACUACUUUGGUGCCUAUGGUAAACAUGUCUUAAACGUUCCAGCUGGUCAUUAUGCUAAAGCAUUCUCAAAGAAUAGACCAGUUCUCUAUGGUGAAGGUCCACAUGUUAUCAUUGAUCCAACUUUCCAAUUUGAUGAAAAUAAUGGUUUUGUUAAUCAACAAGAACCAUUCAUUGAACAUUCAACUAUUAAUAUUCUUAGAAUUCCAGCUGGUAAAAUUGCAAAAGUUUGGAUUGGUACUCAACCACAUAUUUUAGAAUCACGUCGUGAUCCAUAUGUUUUUGUUGAUGCUCAAUUUAAAUUAGUUUCACCUGAUGGUGCAAAAAAAGCACAACUUUUUGAAAGUUCAUCUUGUACCUUUGUUGAACAUGGUUCAAUUAAACGUAUUAUUCCACAUACUGGUGAAGUUGCAAUUACAUAUAAUAAUGGUAUUUUAACAAUUAUUCCAACACCAAAAGAUGGUAAACCAGUUAUUAUUGAUUCACCAACUCAUAACUUUGAAGGUUUUAUUAGUACAAGUUUACAAACUUGUUUAUUCCCAUCAAAGGAAACUAAACAACAAGCAUUGGCAGAUAACAAAUCAGCAUUGGCAGAUGAAAUUAAUUUAAAGAUUUUCCAAACCAGAGAUUCACUUCGUGUUGGUGUUGUAUUGGUAGUUGCAUUUAAAAUUGUUGACCCAGAACUAGCAAUUACUAAACUUGGUAAAGAGGGUAUUAUCAAUCAUAUUGAGAAUGUUUCAUUCGCUGAUAUGGGUAAAGCAAUUCAAUUGAGUACUUUACAAGAGAUUAUGUAUUUCAAUAGUAUUAAACCAGGUCAAGCCACCAAUGAUGAUAGUGUUCAAACCAUUCAAGAUCGUGUAAAGAGUCAUUUGGCUAGAGAUUUAUUCGAUUAUGGUGUUGAGUUAUCACGUUUACAAAUUGAAACUAUGAAAGUUUUAGAUACUGAAAUCGCAAAGAAACUCGCUGGCCAAUCUGUCACCUCUGCAGAGUUUACCACUAAACAAGCAACCCUUGUCAAAGAGUAUGAUAUUAAAACCACUGAAGCUCGUCUCAAGGCUGAAACUGAUAAUAUCGCUUUGGAACAAAGAAAUAAAGCUAUCAUCUCUGAAUCUCAAGCUAAAUUAUCCUCUGCUCAAAGAGAAGCUGAAUCUUUACUCAUCACUGCUGAGGCUCAAAAGAAAGCUUCUGAAUUACAAGGUGAACUCUACACUAAAUAUCCAAUUCUUGCUGAAAUCGAAUUGGCUAGAAUUAAAGCUGAAGCCCUCAAAAAUGCCACCCUUUACAUCACUCCUCAAGAUGCUGGUGCUUUCAUGAAUUCUCCAUUGGUUUAUUUCGAUAAAAUGAUGAAUGCUAAUAAUACUAUUCAACAAAAAAAGAAUUAA
Dictyostelium discoideum AX4 is the source of this 1797-nucleotide messenger RNA. It is a transcript of the gene vacA, whose product is annotated as vacuolin A. The transcript is spliced from 3 exons. The record is from RefSeq and is a predicted model, not a curated record. Bases 1 to 1797 code for a protein of 598 amino acids. Gene Ontology annotation, cellular component: membrane; lysosome; early phagosome. Gene Ontology annotation, biological process: establishment of protein localization to plasma membrane; regulation of DNA-templated transcription; phagosome maturation. NCBI's taxonomy places the organism in Eukaryota, Evosea, Eumycetozoa, Dictyosteliales, Dictyosteliaceae.